AUGACUGGGAGAAGGAACAGUACAAUGAUUAUAAAGUUCAUUCUCUUGGGAUUCUCUGAAUUUCCAAAGCUCACCAUUGUCCUCUUUUCAAUAUUCCUAGGGAUCUACCUGAUGACAGUGGCCUGGAAUGUGGGCCUCAUCAUUCUCAUCAGGACUAACUCCAAUCUGCACACACCUAUGUACUUUUUCCUCAGUUACUUGUCCUUGUUGGACAUAUGCUAUGUUUCUACUACUGUCCCCAGGAUGCUCUCAGACUUCUUCAUGAAGCACAAAUUCAUCUCUUUUAUGGGGUGCACCAUGCAAUACUUCUUCUUCUCUGGCCUGGCUCUGACUGAAUGCUGUCUCCUGACAGCCAUGGCUUAUGACAGAUAUGCUGCCAUUUGUAAUCCUCUGCUUUACACAACCAUCAUGUCCCCCACCCUCUGUGUGCAGAUAGUGGCAGCAUCUAGUGUAACUGGAUUCUUUGGCUCAUCUAUCCAAGUGUGUGCCUUACUUCAGCUGCAUUUCUGUGGGCCAAACAUCAUCAACCAUUUCUUUUGUGACUUGCCCCAGCUGCUAAUCCUAUCCUGCUCUGACACCUUUUUUUUCCAAGUCAUGUUGUCUGUGAUCACAGUAAUAUUUGGGGUCUCAUCUGCCCUCAUUAUUAUGAUAUCCUAUGGUUAUAUUGUUGCCACCAUUCUGAAGAUCACUUCAGCUGAAGGCAAGUCCAAAGCCUUCAACACCUGUGCUUCUCACCUGACCGCAGUGACCCUCUUCUUUGGCUCAGGUAUCUUUGUUUAUCUGUAUCCUAAUUCUGGCGAUUCUCUGAGUCAAAACAAGUUGGCAUCAGUAUUAUACACUGUUGUAAUCCCUAUGCUAAAUCCAUUGAUCUACAGCCUGAGGAACAAGGAAAUCAAAGGUGCCCUAAACAGAUGGAAGAAGAGAAUCUUCUUCUGCUGUUACUAA
This is a messenger RNA of Myotis lucifugus (little brown bat), 945 nucleotides long. RefSeq names its product olfactory receptor 1440-like. Gene Ontology annotation, cellular component: membrane. The record is from RefSeq and is a predicted model, not a curated record. Gene Ontology annotation, molecular function: odorant binding; G protein-coupled receptor activity; olfactory receptor activity. Gene Ontology annotation, biological process: G protein-coupled receptor signaling pathway; sensory perception of smell. Lineage: Eukaryota; Metazoa; Chordata; Mammalia; Chiroptera; Vespertilionidae. Bases 1 to 945 code for a protein of 314 amino acids. The transcript has a single exon.